GGGAUAGUACGGCAGACGUGGUCUUGUCUGCUGCCACAUUUUCUUUUUCUGUGGAAAGGUGAGCGAAAUGGAAAGGAGCUCUCUCUUUUCAGCACUAUGCUGAGAUCCCAGGUAGCCUUCCCACCAUGCUGGAACUGGGCUCCUGUUCGGUCAGCUCUCAGUCUCUGACAGGGGACCACAAUGCUUUGGGGCUACCUAGAGCCCCACAAGGGCCAGAGUGUCCAGUGGGUGGUCUGCCUCUGGGCGUGGGGGCUAUGUGUGGUAGCAGCAGCCCCAGGCACCACAUCCUCCACCCAUCCCCAGUGGACUGUGAGAGCUGGCAGAAGCAUCGUGCAGGACUGGCCAGAGGGUCCAGCAUAUAUUCUGAGUCCCACUCUCUCCUGGAGCCCCAAAGCCUGUCAACCAGCUACGAUACCCUCUACCUCCCACACAUGUCUGGCCAUGCUCCCCCUCUGCACCCAAACCGUCUGGGCCUCUCUCUUGAUGUGGCCUCGACUUUCGAAGUCGGAGGAGGAAUGCUGGGGGUGGAUGGAGAUUUGGCGGUCAGUCCCAAUGUGAUCAAGAGACGAAGGGGUGGCCUGAUUGAGCAGAGGGACAUUGUCAAAGCCCACCAAGCUCAUAAGAUACACAGCACACCACAGGCACGACGCAAGGAGUGGGAAAUGGCCCGGUUUGGAGACGACGUCCCGGGUUUGUUGAGCUCAGGGGAUGGAGGGUCCGAGCGCAACCGGAACCGCGAUGGGGCGGCCGUGUCCACAGGUGGCAUCUCCCCAGCCUUCAAGCAGACCAAAGCGCAGCGUGCCCGCACCAUGGCCUUGUACAACCCCAUCCCGGUCAGGGAGAACUGCUUCACCGUCAACAGGUCCCUCUUCAUCCUUGGCGAGGACAACGUGGUCAGGAAGUACGCCAAGAAAAUCAUUGAAUGGCCUCCAUUUGAGUACAUGAUCCUCGCCACCAUAAUUGCCAACUGUAUCGUCUUGGCUCUGGAACAGCAUCUUCCUGGAGAGGACAAAACACCUAUGUCCAAGAGAUUGGAGAAGACAGAGCCCUACUUCAUCGGGAUGUUCUGUUUUGAGGCUGGGAUAAAGAUCAUCGCCCUGGGCUUUGUAUUUCAUAAAGGGUCCUACCUCAGGAACGGAUGGAACGUCAUGGACUUCAUUGUUGUCCUCAGUGGGAUCCUGGCUGCAGCAGGGGCACAUAUGAACAUCUCAGUGGACCUGAGGACUCUGAGGGCGGUGCGAGUGCUUCGACCCCUCAAACUGGUCUCAGGCAUUCCCAGUCUGCAGAUAGUCCUGAAGUCUAUAAUGAAGGCCAUGGUCCCUCUGCUGCAGAUCGGCCUGCUCCUGUUUUUUGCAAUCCUCAUGUUUGCCAUCAUUGGCCUGGAGUUUUACAGCGGCAAACUGCACUUCACCUGCAUACCACAGCCUGGGAUACUCGAAAACGAGACGGUGGACUCCUCUGAGUUUGAGUUCCCGUGUGGCGUGCGUCAGUGUCCAGCCAAAUACACUUGCAAUGAUACCUGGAUUGGCCCAAAUGACGGCAUCACCCAGUUCGACAACAUCCUGUUUGCUGUUCUCACUGUCUUCCAGUGCAUCACCAUGGAGGGAUGGACCACUGUACUCUACAAUACCGACGAUGCCUUGGGCCCCAGCUGGAACUGGCUCUACUUCAUCCCUCUCAUCAUCAUCGGCUCUUUUUUUGUCCUGAACCUGGUGCUGGGAGUCCUCUCUGGGGAAUUUGCCAAGGAGAGAGAGAGAGUGGAAAACCGCAGGGCCUUCAUGAAACUGAGACGUCAACAGCAGAUUGAGAGAGAGCUCAACGGCUAUCGGGCCUGGAUCGACAGAGCAGAGGAGGUGAUGCUUGCUGAGGAGAAUAAGAAUGCAGGACCUUCUGCCCUUGAUGCUCUCAGGAGGCUGCCAGAGUGGAGUACAGGUGGUGCCUAUGUGCUGAAGCGAGCCACCACCAUCAAGAGGAGAGGCAUGGAUGUGGUGUGUCGAGGGCAACCAGGGGAGGAACAAUAUGGUGACAUCUCCUCUGUGGGCAUCCCAAUGGCAAGAGCAAGUAUCAGGAGUGCCAAGCGGGGUCCUACAGCCUAUUUUCGCCGGAAGGAGCGUCUCCUCCGCAUCUCCAUCCGCCGCGUGGUGAAGACACACACUUUCUACUGGACAGUGCUCGGCCUAGUCGCCCUCAACACGCUGUGUGUGGCCAUUGUUCACCACAACCAGCCCCUCUGGCUGUCGAACUUCCUCUACUAUGCAGAGUUCCUGUUCCUCGCUCUGUUCCUGACUGAGAUGUUCCUGAAGAUGUACAGCUUGGGACCACGCCUCUACUUCCACUCCUCCUUUAACUGCUUUGACUGCAGUGUAAUUGUUGGCAGCAUAUUUGAAGUGCUGUGGGGUUUCUUCAGGCCUGGGACUUCCUUUGGCAUCAGUGUCCUGCGUGCUCUCCGUCUGCUGAGAAUCUUCAAGAUCACCAAGUAUUGGGCGUCUCUGAGAAACCUGGUCGUCUCCCUGAUGAACUCCAUGAAGUCCAUCAUCUCCCUCAUUUUCCUUCUCUUCCUCUUCAUCGUUGUCUUUGCACUGCUUGGCAUGCAGCUCUUCGGUGGCAGGUUCAUCUUUGAAGACUACACCCCGACAAACUUUGACACCUUUCCUGCAGCCAUUAUGACCGUCUUUCAGAUCCUGACUGGAGAGGACUGGAAUGAAGUUAUGUACAACGGUAUUCGCUCUCAAGGUGGAGUGAAGUCUGGCAUGUGGUCCUCCAUCUACUUUAUAGUGCUCACGUUGUUUGGAAACUACACUCUGCUGAAUGUCUUCUUGGCCAUUGCUGUGGAUAAUCUUGCAAAUGCACAAGAACUUACUAAGGAUGAAGAGGAAGCAGAGGCGGCGUUCAACCAGAAGCACGCUCUCCAAAAGGCGAAGGAGGUCGGACCAUUGUCCUCCUUCAUGUCUUCAGAGGGAAGCCGUAGGAGGCGGCCCUACCUGUACAGGAAAAGAGCCAUCCACCGCAGCCGGCCUACGUACUCCUGCUCCCUGGAGGAGGCGCAUGGCAGCGUCAGGGAGGGCCGCCCACCCCCACCACUCAACCCCUCUAACUCUUUCAUGUCCAGGGGAGAGAGAAGAAAAAGGAUGACCAUGUCAGUUUGGGAGCAGAGGACCAGCCAGCUGCGGAGACACCGCCAGAUGUCCAGCCGAGAGAUCCUGUUCAACAGCCCCAACGAGGAGAAGGACGGGCCUCCUGCUUCAGCCCAGGCCCAGCAUGGACGUCCAGUGUCGCUGCACCGCAAGGCCAUGCAGAACACGCCAUCCGGGAGUUUGAAGCACCUGACAGACCCAUUAGCCUCCCCCGCCAAGAACCAGGCUUCAGGUUCUGUGGAUAUGCCGCCGGGCACCGCCCUCUCUGGUGACAUACCUGAACCCCCGAUGCCAAAGUCACUGGAUCCCACAAACGUGCCCCUUCCUGAUGCCUCUGUGUCUAUGACCAUGCCAGAGCCUCCCGAAUCAGAGCCCGUCUCUGAGAGUAGAAAACUGGGUGUUAAUCAAAGUCACAACACUGUCAGCGAGCGUCGGAGCCCCAGAUUGAAUGGCGAUCGCCAACAUAGGGCAGUGAAGAAGUUCAGACCACCAGAUAUCAUUGACACGCUGACUCCUGAGAUGGGAGGUCUUGGCGCGAUCAGGGACAGGAGGGCGUUGCAUCAAUAUGACCAUCAAAGCGGAGCCAGGAGUCAGGGGUCAUCUCCCGGGAACGGAAGCCACUUGCCAAGUCGCUCGGUCAGCAGAGAAAGGAAGAGAAACCCAGGGAAAGUAGAGGAGAAGGAAGUAGAGACCAAAAAGGAGGAGGAGGUGUCCAGACCUGUGGAGAGCAGACAGGGUGACCAGAAGGAAGGAGGGGACACAAACCCACCAGACAACCAGAGCCAAACUGGUGACCAGUGUCCUCAGAAGCAGGAAGAGUUUCUUCAGCAAUCAGACACUUCUCCACUUGCCAUCCCAGAGGACGACAAAGAAGAGAAAGAGACAGAGACAGAGCAGGACAAAUCUCAACUCAGCUCCAGUGUGAUCAUCGAGGUGCCCAAUGUUCAGUCAUGUCUGGAGCUCUCUACGAUCACAGUCAACAGUAAGGACCCAGAAACCUGUAAAUCAGAGAAGGAGGAGGCAGAGGAGACAAAUUCUGUCAACACUGUGACUCCAAACAGCAUGUUCAUCUUCAAACCUGAUAACCCGGUGCGUCGAGCGUGUCACUAUGUGGUGAACCUCAGGUACUUUGAAAUGUCCAUUCUGCUGGUUAUAGCUGCUAGUAGUAUAGCACUAGCUGCUGAGGACCCUGUGGCUACCUCCUCUGACUGGAAUAAGGUUCUGCGUUAUUUUGAUUAUGUGUUCACUGGAGUCUUCACAUUUGAAAUGAUUAUAAAGAUGAUUGACCAGGGUCUGAUCCUCCAUGAUGGCUCCUACUUCAGAGACCUGUGGAACAUCCUAGACUUCAUCGUUGUGGUGGGAGCACUGGUGGCCUUCGCCCUCACAAAUAACAAAGGACGAGACAUUAAAACCAUCAAAUCUCUGAGAGUGUUGCGUGUCCUGAGACCACUGAAGACCAUCAAGAGACUUCCUAAACUCAAGGCGGUCUUUGACUGUGUGGUGACGUCUCUGAAAAACGUCUUCAACAUCCUGAUUGUCUACAAACUUUUUAUGUUCAUCUUUGCCGUCAUUGCUGUGCAGCUCUUUAAGGGGAAGUUUUUCUACUGUACUGACAGUUCGAAGGACACAGAGAAGGACUGCCAGGGUUACUACAUUGACUACGGGAAAGACAAGAAAGAGGUGAAGAGAAGAGACUGGAAGAGACAUGAGUUUCACUACGACAACGUGAUCUGGGCUCUGCUCACCCUGUUCACUGUUUCCACUGGAGAGGGAUGGCCUCAGGUCCUGCAGCACUCGGUAGAUGUGACCGAGGAGGACAGAGGGCCAAGCCACGGCAACAGGAUGGAGAUGUCCAUCUUUUACGUCAUCUACUUUGUCGUCUUUCCUUUCUUCUUCGUCAACAUCUUUGUGGCACUCAUCAUCAUCACCUUCCAGGAACAGGGGGAUAAGAUGAUGGAGGAGUGCAGCCUGGAGAAGAAUGAGAGGGCGUGCAUAGACUUUGCCAUCAGCGCCAAGCCCCUGACCCGUUAUAUGCCGCAGAACCGUCACACAUUCCAGUACCGCCUGUGGCAUUUUGUGGUGUCACCCUCGUUCGAGUACACCGUACUGGCCAUGAUUGCUCUAAACACCAUUGUACUAAUGAUGAAGUAUUACUCUGCCCCGCCGACUUAUGAGGCUGUACUGAAGCACCUGAACACGGCUUUUACUGUUCUCUUCUCUGUUGAGUGUGUCCUCAAGAUCAUGGCCUUUGGUUUUCUGAACUACUUUCGAGACACAUGGAACAUUUUUGACUUCAUCACUGUCUUGGGCAGCAUCACUGAGAUCGUGGUAGACCUGCAGUUUGUUGAUACAUUCAACAUGAGUUUCCUGAAACUGUUCCGAGCUGCUCGUCUGAUCAAACUGUUGAGACAAGGUUACACCAUCCGGAUUCUUCUGUGGACCUUUGUGCAGUCCUUCAAGGCCCUGCCUUACGUCUGCCUGCUCAUCGCCAUGCUAUUCUUCAUCUACGCCAUCAUUGGCAUGCAGGUGUUUGGGAACAUAAAGCUGAACGAGGAGACUCACAUUAACCAGCACAACAACUUCAAGACCUUCUCUGGUGCUCUGAUGCUGCUAUUCAGGAGUGCCACGGGGGAGUCAUGGCAGGAGAUCAUGUUGUCAUGUCUGGGGGGGCAGCAGUGUGAGACCGAUCCUUCUCUUAGGUCUGACCCGGAGGGGGGCUGUGGCUCCGACUUUGCCUAUUUCUACUUUGUCUCUUUCAUCUUCUUCAGUUCCUUCCUGAUGCUGAACCUGUUUGUGGCUGUGAUCAUGGAUAACUUUGAGUAUCUGACGAGAGACUCAUCCAUCCUGGGUCCUCACCACCUGGAUGAGUUUGUCCGGAUCUGGGGGGAGUAUGAUCGUGCCGCCUGUGGUCGUAUCCAUUAUACAGACAUGUAUGAGAUGUUGACCAACAUGUCGCCACCUCUAGGCCUGGGCAAGAAAUGCCCCUCCAAGGUGGCAUAUAAGAGACUAGUCUUGAUGAACAUGCCUGUGGACGAUGACAUGUCUGUCCACUUCACCUCCACCCUCAUGGCUCUCAUCCGCACUGCUCUGGAAAUCAAGAUAGCCAGAGGGGAAGAGGAUAGAAAUCAGAUGGAUCUGGACCUGCAGAAGGAGAUCAGUGUCAUCUGGCCUCAUCUCUCUCAGAAGACACUGGACCUGCUGGUUCCUAUUCACAAAGCCAGUGACAUGACCAUAGGGAAGAUCUAUGCUGCCAUGAUGAUCAUGGACUACUACAAGCAGAGCAAAGCUAAGAAGCUCAGACAGCAACUCGAGGAACAGAAACAUGCUCCUAUGUUCCAGCGAAUGGAUGCCUCCUCUCUGCCUCAAGAAAUCCUAUGCAAUGCCAAAUCUCUGUCAUUCCUCAGACAUAGCGCCGGAUCUGCUCUCACCAGAGGAGGUUUUGUGGCGCUCAGCCCCAUCUCUCCCCAAGAGAUGUUCCUGCAGCCGCUGUCUUGCUCCAGAGAAGAGAAGGAGGAGGAGGGUGACGACGACUACCGUUCACCCUACCACCCCUACCACCACCCACAUCAUCACCACCACCACCAUUUACACACACUGGUGCAAGACGUAGUGGAGUAUAACCAAGUGAUGCAGCAGGCCAGGCAGGACCCAACAGUUAUUAAAUCACCUCAGCGGACAGCAUCUAUCAGAGCGUCCUCCAUGCCCAGACUGGCUGUUGACCCACAGCCUGGGAUGUCAGCAGACAGUAAGCUGAUGAAACGCUCCUUCUCCACCAUCGGAGAUCAGUGUGUGAACGGCCUCUGGCAGGAACAACACUCUCUGGAGAGAGUCAGUCCUGACGGCACAUACAGACCCCGACAGAGGAGCUACAGAGGCCCAAGAAUCAACCACAGAGAAACAAGUAGCCAUGAGAGAGGGCGAUCUAAGGAACGACGCCACCUCCUGUCUCCUGACGUGUCCCGCUGCAACUCUGAGGAGCGAAGCCGGGACCCUUCCUGUGAGAGGAGAAGGUCCCGCUCACCUAGCGAGGGACGCACACAAACCUUACAGAGACAGGUGAACUCAUCAGGCAGCCCCGCCCACUCAGCCUCAGAAUCCAGUACUCCUCGUAAUCGACGCCAGCUGCCCCAGACACCCUCUCGCCCUCGGCCUUACAUCUCCUACUCCCCUCUGGUUUGUGGAGCCCACACCUCUCCCACACCAGCAACCUCCUCUGAGGGACAGACCCAGCCUCAGGACGGCCCUGGUGGCUCCACAGAGUCAUCACGGAGGAUUGACAAGGAGGGCGGGCCCCUAACUGCAGGCCAGGGGUCAUCCGGAUGUCAGGUUGCAGGACCGAGCCACCCAUCUCCUCACCGCUACAUCUCAGAGCCCUACCUCCCAUUCCACGAGGACCUUGCUGGUGGCGAGGCACGUGGGAAGCAGGAGACCCUUACCUUUGAGACUGCCGUGGCAACCAGCCUGGGACGGGCCAACGCCAUAAGCUCCGCCCCUCAGCUCAGACACUCCUGGCAGGUUCCUAACGGGCAUUUCCGGAAGCACUUGGGCCAGACGAGUCCAGCUGGAGCCAGCGAGCUGUUAAGUGACACAGACGAGGACGACCGCUGCUAAAACACCAGACAGGAAGAAAAGAGCAAGAGGAUGCACAGAAAGACUGGGCCCCUCAGAGCAGCUCCACAUGGCAUCACAAGGCUGUAGCUCUGUGGCUCUGAGACCUUGUAUUCUCAGCACCAGUAGCAUAACAUGCGGGACUGAAUGCCACUGUUAUUUAUCUGGAUACUUGGGUGUCUGUCUACGACGUGUCCUUGCUUGUGUGUCUGUUGUAGCUGGAGGGAAGCUACCUCUGUGAACAUGGGUGUGUGUUUGUCUGUGUGUGUGCUCUCGAUAGAGAAAAUUUGCCAAAUCAAAAGAAUAGCAGAGACUGACGGUAUCAUGAGUAGCUCACUGCGGGAGGGACGUCUUGCCAAGCCUUCCUACACAAGUUAGUGUUUUGAUUGUUAUUUGAACAAAACAUGAUGAGAUGUCGAUCCACGGUGUCCAAUUCUCUCGUUGAAUCCAAGAAACUGAUGAAGUGAACUGAAGUGCAUUUUGUGUAGGUGAACAUAGAGGUAGCAUGUAAAAAUGUAAUACAAUGAAUGUAUUUUAGCUUUUGGUUCUUAUGUUCAGGUCAUUUGAGAAGGUUGCUGUUAGUCUUUACUGUGCUGUAAGAGUAGCAAUGAAUCAAGGGUUGUUUCAGCCAGAUUUUGCCAGUUUAUCUCUGGCAACCAGCCAUUCCCAACAGUUCAUGUUUACAAAAACAAUAUCCACAUGUUUCACGGGCAUUAUACAGUCACUUAUCAAUGAGUAGUCAAUACAGGAAAUCAAGUUGCAGACCUUAAAGUGAGCUAAACCUCUAGCGAUGGUCAAGUUAUUUUUCUGCCACAUGUGAAAACAGUAAGAGUGCACAUUCAUCUGCAGCACAGUUUAUAUCGGCUCUGUAGUGUGAAAAAGAUGCUGAAGAUCUUGAACAGAUUACAGAAUAAGAGAUUCUUUGUCUCAGGAUACUGGACCAUCGGUUUUGUAAUAUAUUACCUUCUGAAACCUUAAGACGUUCUACAAAUCUUUGACCUAAAAUGAACAAUUGUAAAAAAUCAGAGGGACUAGAUAAGUCUCUAAACCUUACACGUCAGUCAGCAUGAUAUGAAUGACAAGACUGUCACAAGGAUCGAACCAGUGGAGAUAUCACAUAGGCCCUGUGGUCCACAUCUGCUCUGUUCAUGGACUAUAAUGGCUUUGGCCUGGGGUAUAACCAUCUGUAGGACAGACAGCCAAAUGUGUGUUCAUUCUCCACAUUUCUGUGCUGGAUAACCACUGUCGAUGUGUCCAAGAGGUGACCAAAGCCAUUUUCUUCCUGUACAUAGAGCCGAGGAUUCGUGUUCUUCAGGAUGUGUUGCCUUCUUUCGUGCGAUGACGAAAAUGAUGAGAAAUUAAAUGUAUUUUAUACAUGUGAUGCAAAUGAUUUUAACCACUUUGAUGCUUUUACGAAAGAGGAAUCACAGGCACAGUCUGGUUUGUGUCUUUGUUAACUGCCCCAUUGUUUCCAUCACAUUAAGUCCAUGGUUUGGUCAGUAGAAACAAGCAUUACAGUAUUUUCUGUGUUCCAGAGUUGUAGUAAAUUUCCACAUGCAUGAUUCACGGUGAUAAUGAUAAUGGGAGAUGUGUGAGAGAUGUGUCUUAGAGCUGCCUGAUUGUUCUUUUUUUAGUAUAUCCAUUAGGUUUAAUGAGAUUUAUUUCGCCCAAAAAAAAGUCAUUAUGAAACAUCAGGCUGAGGAAUGUUUAUGCUUUUUCAUUCCCAGCAUUCACUGUCAUUUAUUAUUGCCCCUGAAUAAGAUGUAUAUUUAUAUCAUGUGCUGUUGUGUUGUUAUAAUAUGUUGAGUUUGACAUGUUUUCUGAAAUGUGAACACAGGACACGUCUGGGCUGAGGAUCCACAUGUCAGAAGAGAUGGAAUCAACCUGCUGCAGCCCUGAACAGAAAGUUCUGGACUGAAAAAGAUGUAUUUUAGCAGAUAAACCUCCUCUGAAGUGUGUCGACUACAAGGCUCGAUCCGUCCAGUACACAGGUUAGGGUAAAGGCUUCAGCCUGUAGUUCAUAGGACCGUGCUUAACAUGUACAGUGCAGCCUAGGACUUGAACUUGAUGUCCGUCUGUACAGAACAGCCUAAUCUGUGCCUGGGGACACUCGCCCAAAGAGUUCCCUAUCAAGCUUGGAUUUCCUAGAUAGAGAAGCUUUCUGGUAAAUAUGUAGUAUAAACUGUACAAAAUAAAUCCAUGUUUAAUUUAUUGCACUGUUUAUAUUUUAUUUCAAUAAUGAUGCCUGUCUAUGACUUUAACAAAAGAAGUGUUUACAUAUCUGUUCAAAGGACCAUUAAAGAGAGAUCACUUGUC
Messenger RNA from Seriola aureovittata, 10058 nucleotides. It is a transcript of the gene cacna1ea, whose product is annotated as voltage-dependent R-type calcium channel subunit alpha-1E. Lineage: Eukaryota; Metazoa; Chordata; Actinopteri; Carangiformes; Carangidae. Gene Ontology annotation, biological process: chemical synaptic transmission; calcium ion import across plasma membrane. Gene Ontology annotation, molecular function: high voltage-gated calcium channel activity. The coding region runs from base 126 to 7745 and encodes 2539 amino acids. The transcript is spliced from 48 exons. The record is from RefSeq and is a predicted model, not a curated record. Gene Ontology annotation, cellular component: voltage-gated calcium channel complex; membrane; neuronal cell body.